Messenger RNA from Phyllotreta striolata, 1647 nucleotides. Lineage: Eukaryota; Metazoa; Arthropoda; Insecta; Coleoptera; Chrysomelidae. The record is from the annotation of a GenBank genome assembly.
AUGAAGAUAUUUUUGUUCAGUUACACGAUUCUGGUGUCUUAUUUGUACAUACCUGCCGUUAGUGGUUAUUUAAAUUUGUAUUUGAGCCUGCCCGAAGUUCAGAGACUUCUCGGUUUACAUGCUGAACUUUUUUACAUUCGAAAAGGAGUUAUCAACAAUUACGCACUUAAUUUUGUUGUACCAAUACCAUCCAACAUCGAUUCACUAUGUUUCACAUGGGAAAGCCUAACACCUGGACAACCAGUGCAUUAUUCAAUUCAAGUGGAUUCCUCGAAUUUGGCCGCGCUACCCACCCCUAAAUUGAACAUAUCAGACGCCGGAGUGAUUUCCAAUACCGUACAAACCUUCCAAAUAUCAUUACCCUGCACUGGGCUGGUGGAAGCAGAAGUAGACAUCAAAAUAAAAAUGAACAUAAUGCUGACGCCCGAAAACGUAACUACAUUGACCUUUCGAAGGAAGAAGAUCUGCUUGGAAUUGGAAAAGUCAACGGCUUACGUUUCUGUGGAUUCUUUGCCUCCCUACUCCAAUUCUGUUAAUAUACUCUACAUAGCCAUAUGCUGCGCUAUAUUGUUCAUAUUUAUAUUGGUGAUUGUUGUGACUUUGUACCACGUGAAAGGGAACAAAACCAGAAGAUCUACCGAAAAUGGUAGUGGACCUACAACUACCACUACCACGUUCCUCGCUGCUUUACCCAGAAACAGCGUGAAUGUUUCUUCUUAUGGUAGUUUAAAAAGAAUGCCUAGUUAUUCAUUGAUUGAAGAGCGAUCCAAGGAUUUGCAAGAUAAAAUUACUGAGCUGUCUAUACAAAGAUGUCGAGUAAGACUCAGCAGCAUAAUUAUGGAAGGCACUUUCGGAAAAAUUUACCAAGGCUCUUACACAACUGAAGAAGGAACCGAAGAAACCACCAUAGUAAAAACAGUUAUGGAUCACGCUAGCGAUGUACAAAUCUCAUUACUUCUGAAGGAAGGCAUGUCCUUGUACGCUUUGAAUCACAAAAAUAUUUUGUCGAUUUCUCGAGUGUCAGUCGAGGAACACAUGGCCCCAUUCUUGCUCUACCCAUACAAAAAUUACACGAAUCUAAAACUAUUCUUACAAAAAUGCAAAGUAUCCUCCGAAGGCGUGCAUCACACCUUAACCACACAGGAACUCGUCGAUAUGGCCUUGCAAAUCAUCCAGGCCAUGCAGUACCUGCAUAAGAAGCACUUGCUUCACAAAGACCUUGCCACUAGGAAUUGCGUUAUCGACGAUAAGCUAAACAUACUAGUAGCCGAUAACGCGUUGUCUAGAGAUCUAUUCCCAUCGGAUUACCACUGUUUGGGAGAUAACGAAAACAGGCCGGUGAAGUGGCUGGCCAUCGAGAGCCUGCUGCACAAGUCCUUCUCGCCGAGCUCGGACGUCUGGUCCUUCGGUGUGCUGCUUUGGGAAUUGACCACCCUGGCCCAGCAGCCCUACAUCGAAAUUGAUCCCUUCGAAAUGGCAGCUUAUUUGAAAGAUGGCUACAGGCUCGCCCAGCCCAUCAAUUGCCCGGACGAAUUAUUCGCUGUGAUGGCGUACUGUUGGGCGAUGAGCGCCGAAGAACGACCGACUUUUACCCAAUUGAACGUAUGCUUGCAAGAAUUUUACGCACAACUUACUAGAUAUGUGUAA